Messenger RNA from Prunus armeniaca (apricot), 381 nucleotides. The record is from the annotation of a GenBank genome assembly. Lineage: Eukaryota; Viridiplantae; Streptophyta; Magnoliopsida; Rosales; Rosaceae.
AUGUGGGACUUUGUGCAAGUCGUUGUGGUGGUGACACAUGUCUUGGAGAUUAGGUUCGGCAGUUGGGAGCUUCAGCAGUCAGGAGCUUCGGCAGGCUGGAUAUGCUCGGUUGAUUAUGGUGUAAACAGUAGUUCCCUCAGUUCGCGGUCGAGAAGUAACUUCUGGGUUGGGAACUUGUUAUUUUUCUGUGUAAUCGUGACCGAGCAUUCCAACUUCAGCGGGAGCCGUAGGGCAUUCCCUAGUCCCCCAAGUUGGCAGGCUAGAAGUUACGUCACCACUUGGAAGCUGGGUACCUUUGAAAGAAAAGUAGACUUGGGCCUUGAAGCUUUGGCAAGAAAAUUUGUGGGCCUUAGUGCUUAUGACCCGGGUCCUGCCGUUUAG